This is a messenger RNA of Caenorhabditis auriculariae, 17896 nucleotides long. The record is from the annotation of a GenBank genome assembly. NCBI's taxonomy places the organism in Eukaryota, Metazoa, Nematoda, Chromadorea, Rhabditida, Rhabditidae.
AUGGCGACUCUUACGUUUUCAACAGCCUCAGAGAAGGUUCAACCAACGUCCACCAUAGAAGCCACGAUUGACACGUCUUCUAAGGCUUCAAAGAACUUCGGAAUGACGUCACCAGCAGAAUCCACACAACCCACAUAUUUAGAAACAUCAGAAAUUGGAAAGGAGUCCUCAUCCGUCUCGACGGAGGAAAUCACGGUUUCAACGACAUCUGAAAACGUUGAAACGACGUCCUCGACAGAAGCCACGAAGCCCACUCCUUCAACGUCAUCGGAGAAGAUGGAAACGACGUCCUUAACUGAAGCCACGAUGGCCACGCUUUCAACGGAAUCAAUAGAAGAUGAAACUAAGACCUCAUCAGAAACCUCGACAAGAAACAAGAGCACAAAGAAGACUGCAACGACACCAAAAAAAGUUACGCAAACGGAGAAGAGCACGAACAAUGCUUCAUCUUCAACAACUCAAAAAAAGUCUGAAACAACGAUCAAAAAGCCAGCAACGCCUCCUAUCAAAAAAAUCUCAACGAGGAGCACGAUUUCUGAAAAUGAGACCACGACCGCCACGAAGACUACCACGCCCUCCACAACUCCAGAAAAAGUCGCAACGACUUCAGAGAAGAAAAUCUCGACCACGCCAAAAAAGAGCUCUAUGCCUUCAAAGACCUCGAAGAAUAUUGUAACGACUACAGAGAAGAAGAUUUCAACAUCAACGAAGAACAGAUCUGAACCUUCCACGGCCUCGAAAGAAGCUGUAACGACUUCUGAAAAGAAGAUUUCAACCACGACAAAGAAGAGCUCCAAACCUUCCACGACCUCGAAGAAAGUUGUAACGACCGCCACUUCUCGAAGCACCGCGUCUUCCGCUACCUCCAUGAAAGUCCCGCUUUCUGAAAAACCGACGACGUCUCCUACGAAGCCAGUGACUUCCACGUCCGCGACGUCGACCAGAACCGUGAGCACCACCGCCAAGACGACCAAGUAGUGAUUGGAUUUGAUAAUUUAAUAAUGAAGGUUUUCAGGACCACAGCGGACGAUGUGAAAGCCUCGUCGACGAUCGCUUCAAGCACGACCACAGAAAAAACCACUACGAGGCAACUCGGUUAGACAUCUUAUCAAACCUAGUCAGAUUCCAAUAUACAAUGUUACAGAAUCCACGAGAUCCUGGGCGACGGCAUGCCCCGAAGGAGCAACUGAGGGACCGCUUUUUUGCUAUAUGACUGUACCGGAUGGUCGCAGGCUAGUUUUCAACUAAUAAUUUUUACUUCUAGCCGUUCCUUUUUUUGAAUUUUAGUUCUCUUUUCUAGUUUUCAAUAAUCAAUACAAAAAUUUUUCGGAAGAUCUUCAAACUCUAAUAAGAAUAUACAAGUUUAGCUGCAUCAAGCCAUUCUACGUGCGACCACGAUCCAAAUUAAAAUAAAUAAAACGUACAGCUUUUCCAGCAACAGCAGCUACCUGAAGGUCAAGUCGGCCUGCAACAGGAUUUUCGGCUCGGAUUCUUCGAUCAUCAGCUUGUAUGAGCUCAUGGACCCGGUCACUCUCAAGCUCUUCAAGAACAUGACGUUGGUUUUUUUUGAAUCCUCUCAAAAAAGGUCUCGAAAUCAAUAACGACGCGUCAAAAAAACGCUCUGCUUAAUAAAACAUUGAAUCGAAAAUAAAAAAGUGAAAUUCAUAGUUCUGCUAAAUCAUAGAAUUUACGCAAGGAAAAGAGAAAAAGAAGCCAAGAAAGCUAAUUAAAAAUUAAAUUGAUAAAAAGUACGAUAGUAGACUUGAAGAAUAUCGCGUUUUUGGGCCGGUUAGGGCUCAGAAAACGGCCAGGGAACCAAAAAGUACAUCGUCAGUUUGCAUGAAAAAAAAACGAAAUUAAACGAGAAAAUAGUACAAGAAAUCAACCGUAAAGCGACGUCGGGUAGAAAGAAACAUUUUGCAGCGGGAGUUCAAAAUUUUCAAUCUUUGCACAACAUAUAUUUUUUUAUGGUUAAGUAAAAGCGUUUUAGUUAGUUCAAGAAGGUCGUUCAGAAUCUUCGUCAAGACUCAAUGAUGACAAUCAAUCCAAAUAAAAUCGGGAACAAUUUCAGCGGCGAAAAGAACACUACCGUAUUUUGGGCGGAGGGAGCGGGAUCGAGGACCCAGUGGAACCGGCUGGCGCUCAGAAUCAACUCUGACGCGGCGCCGGAGUUUUUCCAAGGCGAAGGAAUCGACAAAGUCCCAAUCUACAACGAGGAUAACACCGUUGGCGGAAUUUGCAAAGUGCCGAGUAAGUUGCAUUUUUCUUCUGUCUUCAAGGGCUCUAAUUGUUUGUCCAUUGUUGAUUUCAUCCUUUGACACUUUCCCGUCUUUGCGGGAUUUGGUGUGAUAUAUAUAUCACUGUUUAAUUUUGAAAAAAAGUUAAAUAAUGAAGCUUCUUUUUUUGAAAAAAAUUUAUGGUUUUUUUCAUUCGUUGAGGACGAAAUUGAAUAAAAUUUUGCGAAAUUGUUUUUUUUAAACUCUGAGCUUUUUAUUUCUGAUGCUUUUUCCUUCAGAAUAUGGAGCAGCGAUGGAAUGCGCCACGGAUACUUUCCAUGAAGCUUUGUACCUCAGGGGAAAGUUCAAUCUUCCGCAGGCCGGAAAAUUCGUCGCCGUCGGCAAUCGCAUAACGUUAGUUCACCGUUCGAAUUACUUAUUUUUGUGGAAUAAGCGCGAAUCAUUUGAUGAAAAUUGACCUUUCGAUCGCCAAAAUAUGACAUGAUGUUUUAGUCUCGGUGUCUUUAAAAAUAUGGUCUCUUGUAUUUCUCUUUUCUAAAAAACUCUAUAAAAAAAAACCACUUGGGUUUGCUUUACAUGAUUUUAGAAAACGGCAAGCUUCUAAAUAAAGUGUUUCAUCGUUCUUUUUCUAAUAUUCGAGUGAAUUUUUGACGUUUUGAGGAGCAACUGCAGUCUGCCGAACUGCUACGAGCCAAACUGGACCUUUUUGUGCAAUCCUAAAGGCGUUUGGAGCCCGCACCCCGAUGCCGUCAAUUGCACUCAACGCCGUUAGUUUAAUUUUGAUUGAGAACAAGAAUUAUUGUUUUAAAGGAUCUUUUAAUGAUAAAAGAGAUCAGAGACACCAGACUUCUUUGACGUCUCUUCAAGCCUCUGCUCUCUUUUUCUCUCUUCUUCCUUUCUUAAACAGUUUUACAGCUGCGACAAGGACGUUGCCAGUUUCGAAAAAAAUGCAGGGUUCAAAAGAAAAUGAAAAAUAGUUCUAGUUUUAGACAUGAAUUUCAAAAAUUAAAAAGUAUUUGUUUUAGAUCUGAUCAUUAUAAACUGGGAUUUUAAAAAUCUUAACUCGAAAACUAGAAUCUUGUACAGUAGCCGCUUUGAAGAGCUUUAAUCUGGACUUCUGCAGAUAAUUUGAGCAAAUUCAAAGAAAAUACCAGACCUCAUAUAGUCUGUGUGCCAAGACUUGGAAUUUCACCGAACGACAUUCCGGUGUUCCGCUGGAUAGAAGAUGAAAGAAAAAUAAUUUCUCGAAGCGUCUUUGCGAGCCUCGGUCUCGCUUUGAAUAGGUUCUCAUUUCUAAUAGAUGGACUGUUUCACUAGGAACACGUGUUAGUCGAGCUCUUAUGUAAAGUUGAAAAUUAAAAAGCGGCCGAGCACGCAGCGGAACAGCGGAAUGUCGUUCAAUGAAAUUCCAAGUCGUGGUACACAGACUAUAGUAACCUCUCUCCCAUUUAAUCUUUGUUCGCUGAAGGCGGAACCCUGUGGGUCGACACGGCGCGGCCCUUCUACGGACGAGAGCAGGAGAAGUGCCAGAACUGCGUGAUUUUCUUGAUUUUGAUUUUAAAAUGAUUUUCUUCUCGAAAAAACUUGAAAACAGAGAAAAUCAGAAUUUAUUCUAAUGGAAGAUGAGAUUAUCUCAAGACUUCAUGGGUAAAUGGAAGUUUUGAACUAAGUUCUUGAAAAACCGAAGGAUUCUGUUUCGAAGCUGAGUUGAAGACUCGGAAACAGAGAAACAGUAAAGUCAAUCACUAACUUCAGUUCUGCCUUUUUGGACCGUUCUUCGUCGGAUUCCUCUGGGCGGGGACCGUCGUCUUCGUCGUCGCCGGAUCGUUGGGCCAGGUAUAAUUUUACGAGAACUUGUAGGCAUUUCUAUUAAAAGCAACGAAGUUAGUCAUUCAAAGAUCCAUGUGAAUUUUUCAAACAAGAUAGGUUUUUACAAUGUCUUUCUUUUUACUAACAGCUUCCUGUAGAUUUGAAUGAUGAUUACUGAUAGUAAAACCUCAGCAAAAGGGACGUUUCUCGAAGAAAGUGGCUAGAAACUUGCAAAGAGAGCUUCUCUUUUCAGUAAUCUUUUCUGUAAGUUGAGCUUAUCAGUAUUUCAAUUUAUCGCAAAAAGCUGGCUUGAAUUGGGUAGAUUUUUCCAUCAAAAAUGGAGAAUUGUUUCAGGCAGCCAGCACAUGGAGCUGCAUUGGGUAUAACACGGACACGAUCGUGCCCAACUUGUACCUCCUGCCGUUGUUCGUCUUCCCGGCCUUCGGCUACCGCAAAUGGGCUGAAGGAUCUACGUCAGUUAUUUUAUUAGUUCGUUUGAGUGCAUUUUCUUCGUUAUUUUCAAACUAGUCUUAAAAUAUUUUCAAAAGUUUUUGGAGUGUUCUUUAAAAUACUGUGAAACUGCGAUAGGAAAAGUUUUAAUUUUUUUCACAGUGGAAGUGCAGUUCUUGAGUUACACUAAACAGGCCCGCAACGGAAAUAUUGUUAGAAAGUUCUAACAAAUGAAGAUUUUUUGGGUGAAGUUGUGAUGAACAUAGACAACUCAAUUGCUAAACGAUGAAAAAAGACACGAUCUUUCCGAUAAUACAAACUGUUUCACGGAUUUUAGAAACACAAAAAACAACGAAAACGACGCGCAUUUCUCAAUAGCCACUCUAAUAAUUUUGUACCUUAUAAAAAAAUAUAUCGUAGGAAAAUAGAAAAAUCAUGAACUUAAAGGCAUAGGGGCAGUAUAAAACGGUGUUUUAGUUCAAAGCAGUUAUUUGUAGAGCUUUUCAUUGCGAAUCGAACGGUGAACUUGGAAAAGUACCAAACUUCCUAGUUUUAGAGAAAAAGUAAUUCAAAGUCGGAGAGACUCAGGCACUGACGGCGCGUGUUUGUUGCCAAAAGUGCGCAUGCGCGCCGCCUGCUGCGCGCACGCGCGGGGUGUCUCUUUUGUUUUUUAUCUUUUUAAAUAAUUGAAAAGCUAUAAAUUUAAUAUUUUUCAUGUCUGUUCAUCUUUUAACAUUGCUCUGCACCAGUUUAUAACAAUUAGAUUGCACAAAAGUUUGAAAUAUCAAUGUUUCACUUGGCAAUUUUUUUCAUAAAUUUGUUCGAAAGUGCUCGGAACAACUUCAAAACGUGAGCAGGGGCACUCGGUAGUAUCACAAAAAUAUAAAAAAUAUAUUUCGAAACUGUAUUUCAAUGGAAAAGACGAAAAAAGAAUCAGUACCCCCGCGCGUGCGCGCACCAGUGCCUGAGGAGGAAAGUUUGAGUUCCCGCAAAAAGAGCACUUUGCAGUAAAGUUGCUCUAUGGACAACAGGCUUCGCCGUCUUCCGGACUUUCGCUUUUUUCUUCGUUUCUUUCAAUUUUCCAUUUUUUCUGUUGUCACCAAAGUUCUUUUCGUCACAAAAGCUUUCUAUUCAUGAAUAAUUUGCAAACUUUGAUCGCAAAAACGCUUCUUUGGUGAAAAAUGAUGAUUUCACACAGGUUUCGAUUGGGAUAGCAUUAUUUUGUGUUUUCUUCAUUAUCGGUGUGUGUUUUUUGUUUGACUAAAUGUUUUUUCAGAGAAGAAACCCUUAACUUGAAGCAGAUACCCGGUUAUUUCUGACAAAAUGCGAGUCUAAUGAGACGUCCGCAACAUCGCGUGCACGGCUACUGUAAACAUUUGUCUGCAUACCGUUCCAAAGCUUUUUUCAAAUUAAAGGCGGGAAAGUAAAAUCGCGUUUUUCUUCUAAAGUGGUCAGAUAUUUAAUUUUUUUGAGUACACCACUCGAUUCGGAAAGAAAAACUAUAUAAGAUACUGCUUUCACCUGAAACCCCAUUUUUUACUGCCCCUAUGCCUUUAAAGAUGCACAAUGAAAGGUUUUUCAAAAUAGUAGAAACUUCAAAAGGUUUCUUUUCCAGGGCGGUACGCUACGAGUACCGGAGACGGCUGCGGGCGUGGUUCACGGUCUUCUCGCCGCGGAACGUCGACUUCUACAGUCGCGUAAGUUUGACAGGUUCUAUAAGAAAUCGAACUGAAAAUCUAGAAGGUUCAAUCGAUGUUCUGAAAGUAGAAUACUUGGGUUUGACUUUUUUUGAUUCAUUUUUAAUCUUUUGAAAACUGAAAAAAAUGAAAAAGCUAUUCAAUUAUGAAAAUGUAGAUUUUUUAUUUUAUAUGAGAGUGGAAUUUUUUUGAUUUUAAUUUUGAAAUAAAAAAAUUAUUCUGUUUGAGGAUUGUUAUAGACUUUUUGAAAAAAAAUAACUAAGCUUUCACCCGAUAACCGUCUAGGAAAACUAGCGAACAAUUUUAAAUUUCAAUAUCGUUUGUUUCCUGGUACUCUCGAAGGCCCAAAGGAAAUGUUCAGGUGCUGAGGAACGGGCCGAUGCUGGAUUUGCUGCCGUUCGCCUACGCCCUCCAGUACAUCGCCAUGGUGUACCACGUCGCCGAGCCGGAGAACGACCAGUACAGGACGUGAGUAUGAAGAAAAAAUGGUAAAUGAAUUAACAAAUGGAAUAAUCAAAUACUUUUUUGAUUUUUACGGUCUAGCCUGUUUGUGCCCAUUUCUCAGCUUUCUCCCAAUAACUUUUGAACUGAAGUAUUUUCAAAGCAAGUGGAAUAAAAAAUUUUCAAAAAAACCACUCUUCUGCUAGUUAUCGACACGGGAAACACAAGAAAUUUUACUUCAUCGAAAAAUUCGAAAAAAAUUACUUUUUGAGAGGUCCUGCACCUUUUCUACUGCUUUUUUUCAGGCUUUCGGCGGUGGCGAUCGCCAUCAACACCGUCCUCCACUGGAUCCAGUUCGCCGUCACCGCGCCUCCGGUAAGGAAGGGAAAUUUCCAUUGAAAACUUGAUCAAAUAUAGUUUUCAUUUGAAGAUUCAAUAGAGAAUAAUUGUUUGCAGCUGUGGAACUUCGUCUGCAACAAGAUGAUGGUGAACCUGCCGUCCCACGUGGCGCCCAAGUUCAACACCGUGAUGCGUUGGACGCGCGACGAGGUAACCUUCAUGUCCACAAUAUAUGAAAUAACCUGUUUGGCCCACCGUAGCGCAACAGGUUGUGUGCCUGUCUAAUGUACAAAGGGUCACAAGUUCGAUCGCCACCCCGACUCAACCGAAGGGUUUUUCAUUUCCCAAUUUUCAAUGUGAAUAUGCUGUUCCUUUUCAACGAAUUUAUAUCUAUAAAAUUGAAGAUUUCUUUAGAAGAAUUAACUCAAAAUGGGAUGAAAGUAUUUAUUAGAGCGCAAAAGCUUAAACUAUGUUGUGAAUUAAAUUUUUUUGAAUUAUGAUUUAAAGCUUCUCCGUUGAGAAAUAACCGUAUUUAGAAGCUUCAAAUAAGAGAAGGUCCUACAUAAAUUGGUCUGAAAAUUAUGGUUUAUUUGUGAGAAACAUUCAUUCACUUUUGUCCAGGUCCUCUGCUGGAAAGCUCCGCUGAAAUACGCGACGGAGUUUGAGGAGAAGCUGGAGCUGGAAAAACGAGCGCCGGAAAAAUGGAAGUCGAGAGAGCGAUCCAAAAAGCGCAACAAGAUGCUGGAAAGAGUAAGAAACGGCUUUUUACACUUUUAUUAUGAAGUAUCGAUUUCUUAGUGCCCGACGAUCGAUCUCCGACUACUCCCUGCGGUACCGGUGUUCUUGGAGGCAGAAGCUCCGGCGGAGGUAAUUAUUUUUGAAAAUAUAGUUUAUUCAAUGUUGACUGGAAAUUUCCAAGGAUGCUGGGCAAGUAUGGCGUCUUUGUAGAGUUUCUUUGAACCUAAAGUUAAUCAUAGAUUCGGCUUAGGAUUGGUAUCGCCCUAUAGGCAGCGUCUAAUCAGAGAAUCAAUCAAUUUUUGAAGGAUUUCAUCUGAAAUUAAAUUAGAAAGGUUAACUUCAUUCAGCACUUGGCGAAACUCACCCCGAACGGCAUCGAAGGUCCGGAAGACUACCUGUCGGACUUCUCGCUGGAGGUGAUCCGGACACGCUUCUUCGUCAACUACAUCAAAGAGCGUCUGGACAGCCGAUGCGAAAGGACACAUUGUGCUUUCGUGCGUCCGAAUAGAGGCCUUCUCCGAUGGAAAAAGCCGUUUGCAGAGGGUGGUGGCGAGGGAGUGGGUCCAAGUCGGGUACGACCAGAGCCAGAUCGCCUACCACCAGCUCAUCCGACUCUUCAAGCAGUGCUGCGACAUCGUCAGGGACAACGACCAUCUCCUGUUCGAGGGCGAAAAACCGGGGAUGGACCCCCUCAAAGUAGGUUCUUGACGUGUUCCCUAAAGGUAGAGAAAAUAGUAACGCAUUUCUUUUCUAAUAAAACAAAGACGAAUGUCUUCUUUUCAAACACUGUCUCGAAUGAACCGAAUAUUUUUUCUCCAAGAUGAACCGGCCACUCGCCAAGUGCUUCGAGAUCACGCAGCGGUUCCGGCGACGGAAAAAUGCUCCGCCGGCGAACACAACGGAGGCCGUGGUAAGAGUCUUUCAUCAAAGAACGUCCUUUGAAGUAGGAAUGUCAUUCUGUAGGGUUCUUCAGAAGUUGUUAGUAUGAUGGUCAAAAAUCUGUAUUUUUUUUUUGAGAACCGAGGAAACCAAGAAAAAAAAACGGUGUACACAAAGAUGCUUACCGUGAUCUAAUAAAUAAGAUGACUAAAAUCGGUGGCUGAAAAUUUUCAGAAUUCCAAUCUAAACAGAAGUUUUGAUGAUAUAUGUAUGAGUUAAAAAAUGCAACAAAAAACUGAGCAUAUUUAUUUUCAAUUCAAAGCUGAAAAUGUUGCAGAAGAAGUACGAGCGGAUGCUGGAAUCGAUCGGCUACCGAUACCCGGUCGACGAUUUCAAGUCCGUCUUCUACUCGGACGUGGUCCUUUAACAUAAUCGAAAGAAUCAACUAAAUCUUCCUUUUCCAGGCCGAGGACUACGAGACCUUUAUUGCCGGAACGCACUUCGUCAGCAGAAUGCCCUAUAUCCACACCAUCAAGGAGGUUUGGAGAUAACGUGGUAUUUGAAGUUCUCCAACUGUUUGGAGUUUUGGUAGGAGAUAAGCUCUAUAUCAAUUUUCUUAAGCUGGAAAAGCGGCUGGAGAUUUUCGCGGAGCAGGCCAAGGAAGAGAACGCCAUCUGGGACCACAUCUACGACGACGACGAUUGGUUUCUCAACAUUUUUUUUUACAAUAUUAAGAGUCACUCGAAAAUUAUUUUUAAAUUGAUUCUCCAGAAAUCGAUAGAUUCGAAAAACAACCUUUCUGAGACUUUAGAAACCGUUUCCCCGUUGGGAAUUUCCAUAGUGAAUGAUCAAAUUUUCAGGUUCGUGGAGCGAAGCGAGGAGGAGAAAGAGGCACUGAGAAAGGAAUAUGUGAGAAUUUUCUACUAAUUGCUCGUAGUUUCAUCAAAAAAUUAUCAUUUCUUGACACUUUCUCAAUUUCAUAGCUAAUUUCAAACGAACUAGGACGGUUUUCCCCGUCCAAAAAUGACAAAAAAAUGAGAGUAUAAAAUUUUCUAGAAAUAUCUGAAGUUUGCUCCAUGGUAACAUUUCACGACCUUCUGAAAUCUUGCAGAAGAUCGUGGAUUCCCAACAAUUUCCGAAUCCGAGAAAAAUGAAGCUGAAGCACCUGCACGACCGGUACUUUGACCAAAUCAGGCCCGGGUAAUUUCAAACCAAGUUAUCGACUUACACGAAAUGGAUACUUCCAGCUUCAUCGGUCCAAAGACGCCGAACGCCUCGAUCUACCCAGACUUUGGAGGUCUCUUCUCCAGCGACAAGUUCUGGCUGGAGGUUUGAGAAAAAAAUUACUUUUGGAGCUGGGAAUUUUGAAAAAAUGAUGCCGUGUUCAAAGUGAUUCCGCGAAAUUCAAAAUAGCCGUCAGAGAAAGAGAAAGAUAACUAAAUUUUGGAGGGUCAGAGACCAUUUUGCAUUUCGCGGAAAUUACUUUGAACACGGCAUGAGCUUUGAGAAAAGUUUCCAAACACCUGCCAUUUGAGAUUUCUUAGGCGAGAAUGCAGGAAACCUGGGAAAAUCAGGAUAAACAUCAAGUUUCAGGAAAUUUUAAAAACUCUGAGAAAGAAAACCCCAGAACAUUUUUCAAAGCAAAAUCGAGGCCUUAGAAAGAUCGAAUAAAGUUCAAAGCUAUCCAGUGGAAAAAAUCAAUCAUUUCUAGAUGAAACAUGAUUAUAAAAUUAUGCAAAACAAAGCUGCUUCUGAAAAGAACAAUCAAAACCAGGAGACUAAGUCCCAUUUUUCAGAAUUCUUCGAAAAGAGAAGUUGAUAAUUUUCGAAAUUUCUCGUAGUAAAUUUGAAAAAUACUAUUAUUCUAACUGAAGGUUGAUUGCAUUUCCAAUUUCAGAUAGGUUUUUACUCCUAAAGUGACCACUGGAAUCUUUUUAUAAAUGGAGAUAUCUAAAUGGUAUUCAAUUAUUGUUUCUAGGAAGCGGACGAGAAAGCGUUCUACAGCUUCAUCGAGAUGAAGGAGUGGAGGAAGUCGGACAAGGAGCUCUACGAAAAGUACAGAAAAGACCUGCUGAAGCCGGUGAGAAACCAUGGUCAUCUCAAAGCUGAAUCAGAAAGAUGUUUCAGAAGGAAAAGAAGCACAAGCCGCCGUUGAGAGACGUCGGCGAGGAGACAGGACUGCGGCAGCGGUUCAAAAAUCAUCUCCGAGAGUAACUAAUAACUGUUAAUGUUUAAAAAAAAGAAAAAAGAAAUAAAAAUGGGAAAAAGACUGUAACUUGUUCCUUCAAUGAAAUGAAAAUAAGGUCUGGUGGAGGUUUGGAAGUGGUAGAAUGGAGUUUUGAAAUCAAAAGUUAUUGGAGGAUUUCAUUAACUUCCGGUUUUCUGCCUUAAAAAACGACGCUGCCAAAAGGAUUUCAAUGCACAAUUCCGAACUGAAAGGCUAUCAAAUCCAGUUUUUUGUAAACCUUGAAGGACUCGACUUUUGGAAGCUAUGAAUAAAUUUACCAACUUAGAUAACUUUUUCUUCGUCUUCAUUGUUUUUUAAUGAGUUUGUAGCUAUUCUAAUUACUAAUGGAUGAUUCUGGAUGUUUCAACUUUGAUUCAACGAGAAAAGACAAACCCUUGGAAAGCCAAUAAAAUAAGCUACUCGAAAAGGUCUCAUUUAGAUAGCAAAAGUAAAUUAUUAAGUUAAGAUUUUCCAGGAUCUCAAACCAAGAAGUGAUUUGGAAAGUUUCACAAGGUGAAGCUAUAGUCCUUUUUUAAAAGAACGGAACUUCUCUGUGCCCUCCUCGUCUCUCGACGCCUCUCUCAUGUUUACGUGCUGUUUCCAUGGUUCUCUGACCUCGCCGGUGAGGGAACAGAGAGACGCAGACACGCGAAAAACUGUCAACUCGCGGCGGAUUGACUACAUUGGAAUCGAGUGAGACCCAACGAUUCACGAAAGUAAUCGUAAAGACUCACCGAAAACAAACUAUUCAAGUCCCCGUCUUUCGAAAAUCUUCAUUCAUAGGUUAUAAAACCACCCGGGAGAGGUCACAGUUAUUUUUACUUCUGAACGCGCUCGAGCGUAAUCAAAACGAAUAUGUUUUCUUCUUUCCUUGACAACACUUAUUUUAUCUUAGCGACUAAAAACCUUUUUUUCGCUUUCCUACAGGUUCAAAACAGAUAUAUGAAAAAAAAAUUGAAUAAGUUGUUUCAAAGCUUUGAGAAAACUUAGAGAAACGGUGUUUUGCUGAGUUUUCUGAACAAAAAAUUUUAUUCAAAUCUUCAAAACCUCAACCUCUUUCUCACAGUGGAAGCGAGCCAAGGCUACAAAAAAUGGGAAAUAACUUUUGCUGGAAAUUUCCCACACAAAGGUUGGCUCCAAAACAGCAAAAACCAAAGGAAAUGUCCAUUUCUUGGAUAUUUUUUGAUCUCAGUCCUUCAAUAAUGUUCGAAAUUGGUUCCCAUUAGGUCCCUAGUCAGAUUUUUUUGAUGUUUAAAAAAAAUUUUUAAUUAAUCAACUUCAAAAAAACAAAAUCUUUCUUGCAAAAAAACUUCGAUCGUCUCGGUCGGAUGCGCAUUGCUGCAAAAAAAUAAUAAGACGCCCUCAUGUCAUGUCUCUGACGCAAAAAAGAUUUCUAUGGUUAACGAAUUUUCAUAUUUUUAGAAAUAGAAGUGAGAAAGCUUUCGUAAUAUUUUUAGUCGAUUCUCCCCGCUUUCGAACCUUUUUUUGCGAACCAAUUUUUGCUUAAUUUCCGUUGUUUUUUUUUGGGGGGUUUUCAGGCCUUCAUUGUAUUCCUGGUGUAAAAAAAGCCAGAAAACAGGAAAAAAAUAUUAUCGCUGACAACUUUGCGUCCCUAAGCGUACAAGGGCACAACUAUUGUGAAAAGCAAUAUAAACAUUCUUGUUUUUUAGUUUUCUAAUACUACUCUUCUUUAGAAAAAAUGUAAAAAGCCAAAAACUUAUAAGAAAUGAAAACCGUUGUCAGUUUUCGUAAACGGAAAGGCUUAAAAGCCGCGCCGGACUCGAAACGACUUACGCGAACCUCCUUAAUUUUAUUCUCACUUCAAGCCAUUCUACGUGCGACCAUAUAACUUCCGAAAAGAAAUUUUCAGGACAGCGUUUUGAUGAGCGCUGAAGAAAUAUUCACAAACGAACGACCAAGAAUGUAUAUUUUCUCAGCCUACAUCAUUAUUUUCCUAACUAUUGGGAUCACAUUUUUCUCAAUUUACUUGGUUUAUUAUAAACUCUCACAGACGAACUACAGAUAUCAUCUUCUUUCUUAUAUGGUCAGUUCAAAUUUGUAUUUUUGUUAAAGUGAUGAAUUCUUGAAAAUUCGUGCCUUUUUUCGACACGCAAUUGAAAAGUCAAAAUCCUUUUUUCAGUUCUAUUUUUCAGAUCAACUCCUUGAUAAUUGUUGUUUGGGGUGGUGUUUUUUUGAUUCCGAAACCAUUGUUCCCUAUUUUCGCCACCAAAGUUUGGGCUAUUUUUAGCGAUAACUCAAUUAUAAGCAAGUAUAAAAUUUGGGUGAGUUCAUUUUGGAAAUCGAUCUGAAGUUAGAGAUUCAGGAAGUUUGGACGGUUUUAUUCGGAUUCACACUUCCAGCGAUAGGAACAUGCUUCUUUUAUCGACACGAAGCCGCAGCGAAAAUGGUUAAGGUUGGUAUUUUAUUGACCCUUUUUCUACAAAAGUGUGGGAAAGAUAAAUCUUUCUCUCGGAAAAAAAACAGAUGAAAAAAAUUACUCACUUUUCAAAUAAAAAAAUAGACCUUUCAAGAAAAAAAUGGCAAAAAAAGGCGAAUGGGUUGGAGCAAGAGUCGAACUUUCGAUGUUAAUUUGAUAAUGGAGUACACUUGCCCUGCCCCAUGGUAACGAUUUCUUACCUGAAACACAUUCGGAACAUCUUUUUCGAAAUUGAAGCAAACUACUACAUUUUUCCAUUCAAAUUUCGACACAUGAUUUUCAGAAAAGAACGAUUGGAAUUUUUUUAUGGGUUUCAUAUGUUAUAACUACUUCUACUCUUUCAAUUUGUGUGGGUAUUUGGUUCCACUUUUCGGAACUGACGCCUUCAGAACAACUUUUUGCUAUCACGGUACCCAUUUUCUACUCUCUCAACCUAGAAAAUUAAGUUCCACGGGGGAGGGUUGUUGUUUUCUUAAUGCGCAUCCGACUUGAAACGGCUUGUGCUAGGUAGCGUUUUGAGCUUUCAUCGCGGCCGAUUUCAAAUCGACUGUUAGCCCUUAUUCUAAACGCCUCCUUGGGUCAUUCCAGUGCGACUCUAGAGUUAAAGAUAUAAAAUAUAAAAAUUUUUUCAGUACUAUCCUCUAGCCGUCAACCUGACGAUGACUAAUGUGAUAAUUUAUGAAUAUUAUAUCAACGCCACAGUUCUUCCAACUAUUCUUUUCACUUACACUUGGGUCAAUGUAACGGUGCUUUGCUUAUUGUUUAUUGUCAUCCGAACGUUUCUUUUGCUCAAAAAUGUGCCUGGAGUCAUUUCGCAACGAACUGUGAACAUGCAGAAAAGUACCAACUACAGUUUGAUUGCACAGGUUUGAGGUUUCGUCUCAUCUCAUAAGAAACCUUUUAAAAAUCUAGGACCUCUUCUAGGUUUUGUUUUCAUUCUUGUACUUUUUCUUUUAAGACGGCCACUCCGACGAUAUUAUUAGUCGUUCCUAUGCUCGUUUUCGGGGCGACUGUUGUGUUCACCAUCUACUGGAAUGGUAUCAUUUUCUUUCGCGAAAAUCCUUCGGCAUAACUCCAAAUCGUCUGGCUUAUCUGUGCUCUCUUUUCUCUGAAAACUCUAACAAAUAGAGCGCAGACUUCUCAGAUCUUUUACACGAGCAAGGUGUAUUUUUCAGAAGUGAUAUUAGUUUGCUUGUUCUUUAUCUCGGUUCACUCGAUCGCCUCCAACGUGGCGUUGAUCAUAACGACACCUCGAUUUCGGAAUAUUAUUCUUCAAUUCUUGAACGUCAAACCUCCGCCACGAAUCACAACUGUUCACUUCCGGCAGAGCGAUUCCGUCAGAUUCUAGAUGUAUUGUUGGUUCACCACUACUUUUUAAUGAAGUAUAAAACUACUUUAUGUCUAACUCGCGACUAUUGGGAUCCUUUCGACCUGCCUCGUUUCUCCUUUCCCUCACUAGCGAGUUCCGAGAAUGAUUGAAAUAAGUUGAGGAUGGAAAAGAGGGCGCAAAGAAGUCAUGCUGUUUUAUGAUACGGCUAUCAAAAUUGUAAAUGAAAUUUGUGUACUUUUUACGAUUGGUUUCUUGAUUUUUUUUUUUCUGACAGAAAGUCAUCAUUGAAUGCUCACCUGUACGACAAUAUGUGUUGAAUCUGGAACUGUCUCAUUUUAUCAAUUGCCAUCAAUAAUCUCAUCUACCUCUUGAAAAUUGAAAAUAAAUGUUUUUUUUGGUACAAGUUUCCUUGUGAAGACUUCACUCGAAGGGGUCGCUCUCAUUCUGAGGCUUCCCCCGUCUAAGCGCAACUGGAUGGACUACGCGUCGAAGAACGAGGCGAAGGGCCGUAAACCAUUCUGUCAAUUGAUCAACUACAUCUUUGGACUUCUAGUUCGCCAAAGACGGCUGUUCGUUUUAGAAGCUUGUUCAUUGCCUAGUCAAUUACAUAUAUGGCUGAAAGAAAUAAUUGAUUGAUUGAAAACACUGAAAAUUGGAAGAUGAUUUUAUUUUCUUUCGAAACCAAAUGAAAGUUCCGUGUUUACGGAAGAAACAUGACAAAGCUUCCCAUGAAAAUGAACUUUAGCUCAUAUUCAACAAACAUAAACUAUUUGUAGAGUCUUCAGCAAAGGUUAAAGAACCAGGUGAGCAUAAAUAAGAAGACCCGUUAAUUAUUUUUUCUAAAGGUCUUCAUGUGUAAACAAAUGUUCCCUUCUUCUCUCUACCUUCAUUUUAUCUUGUUUUUUUUUGAUUACUCACCUCUUUUUAGGAUCUUUUUUUGAUCAAACGAGUUUCCAAAGCGUUCAUAAAAAUAAUCAACCAUUUAUUUUUAGCUCAACUCACGUUUCCCUAGUGAAAAAAACAAAAAGCUAGAAAAAAAUUGAGAAGUAACCAAAUAAGUGGAAAGUUUCGGGUGCUUCCAUAUAACAAAUCGUUUCGAAUUUUAAUAUUUUUUCUAAGAAAAAUAAUUCUAAACUGUUUUAGGUGAGACAUCUUUUCCGCGUUGCGAUGAGCGCCGAAGAGAUUUUCUCAAAUGAAAAACCAACUACUUAUAUUAUGACGAGCAAUAUUAUCACCUUCUUAACUGUUCUGAGCAGCUUCUUUUCAAUGUACUUGGUUUAUUGUAAGCUUCUUCAAACACCCUACAGAUAUCAUCUCCUUUUUUACAUGGUCAGUUGGAUGAUUUUUCAAAAUUAACUUUUUUUUCAGACAAAUUCCUUAUUGACAGUAGUUUGGGGAGGCGUUUUCGUGACACCGAAACCUUUGUUUCCUUUGUUCGGGACUAGGGUUUGGUCCAAGUUCAGAAAUAACAAAAUUAUUGGCAAUUAUGAGAUGUGGGUAAGGUCACGAUUUCUUUUUGCGAUCCAAUUUUUGAAUCGAGGAAAUCUUCUGUGAAAAAAAAAAUAUUGGUGGGGCUUUUUCGUUGGAAUCACCACGUUUCUCUCAAUUUUUGUUAGCUGGAUGCUUCAUUUAUCGCAUUUGACAUUGUCGGAGCAAGUGGAAUCGAUCAGAGUAUGUCGAAUUUUUCAAGCGUGUAGAGAGCAGGAAUAUACAGAAAAUAUCAAACUAAAAACCUUUUUUUUUGAGUGAAGAGCUGGGCUGAUAAGUGCAAGCGUGGGACAAAUCUGAAUUUUUCUGACGCGUUGCGAUUUCGGUUCGAAAAAUGUUCAUGCUACGUGUUGCCAGAUCGCGCAAGUAGAUUUACGUCGGGCGCGGUAAAACAGUUGGAGACAUCAUAGACUCACGUCGCAAAUAUUAGAAACGAACUUUUAGGCCGUCUAGUUUGAGGGACGGAUCGAUGGUGAUAUUUAAAGUAAAAACUGCAAAAGGCUGUUUUUCCCUUUAAAAAAAUUUUGCAUAGUCAAUCCUAGCCGACUCGGGGUUGAUUUGCAGUUGUGGCGCGGUGCGUGUGCGGCGCGGUUUUUGGCGGGGGACUCGAGGUCAAACACGAGCUUACCUUUUGUUCUCUUUUUUACAUUUUUUCAAAUUUGUUUUUUUAAUGUUUUUAAAAAAAAUCAGUUAAACGAACAAAAUAUAAAAAAAAUGAAAAAACCUCGAAUUCCCCGCCAAAAUACGCGUCGCACACGCAACGCUUCAACUCUGCCAAUCUACCCAUUCCGUCUUCCAAUUCAGGUAAAUUUGACCAUAUAAGACGUAUAAAACGCACGACUCAAAACCUCUUAGAUCAUCAAAUCGGGCAUUUUUGAUGCUCCUGACUGUACCUCGAGCUUCCAUUAACUUUAGCGUUUCAGUACUACCCCUUGGCAGUGAACAUGACCAUAGAAAACGUUGUAAACUACAGCUGUUAUCUCAACUUCACAAUAAUCCCCGCCUCCAUUUUCGUCUACAUUUUCAUCACCUCUUCAGCGUUUUUUUGUUGCGCUAUCGCUGUCAGAACCCUUAUUUUACUUCACACCGUGCCGCUAGUUUAUUCCAAACGAACUGUGCGCCUCCAGAAGGACGCUACCUACAGUUUGGUCGCGCAGGUUUGUAAAUGCAUAUUUUGCAGUGUCUGGCAUGUCUGCGCUCUCCUUUCUCUAGUUGACGAGGUCAUGAAUAAAUGAGAAGAAACGAGAGUCUUAGUGGGAAAAGGAAGCGCAGAUUAAUCAGACUUUCACAAAUUUUUUUGAGUGACGUGUUUUGCUUUUUCAGACACUCACUCCGGUUAUUUUGUUGGCGAUUCCGUUGUAUGUAUUUGCAGUGAUUGUCAGCUUGAGCCUGUACGACUUGAAUGGUACAUUUUUUGUUCUCAAGCUUUCACGUUUUGAGCCGCUUGUAAGGGCUCAAUGCGUCGCGGUCGCGCUGCGUUUCGGAGAAAAUUCAAUUUUUCCUACAGGUGUUCCCGACCUGAAAUUCUCUUAAACUUUAGGAGGCUGCCACAGGCAAAGCAGUUAGUUGUCAGUUAAGACAAGAAACGACCGUUUUGCGACCGCAACGCUUUGACCCACUCCAAAACAAUUCAUGUUUUAAAAAAAUAGUUCAGGAUUGAUUUAUCUGUGCUUGUUCAUGGUUUCUAUACAUUCGAUCGUCUCUAACUUGGCCUUCAUCAUAACGACUCCGCGGUUCCGAAGCAUCGUCUGCAGGAGUCUGAAAAUCAAAGCGCAUACGGAAGCCCGCCGUGUUACAUUUCUGAGUCCCGAAUCUGCUCUUUGA